Molecule: messenger RNA, 2538 nt
Organism: Rhea pennata
Lineage: Eukaryota; Metazoa; Chordata; Aves; Rheiformes; Rheidae
Product: putative P2Y purinoceptor 10
Exons: 2
Coding region: 193-1308 (371 amino acids)
Biological process (GO): positive regulation of Rho protein signal transduction; phospholipase C-activating G protein-coupled receptor signaling pathway
Cellular component (GO): plasma membrane
Molecular function (GO): G protein-coupled receptor activity
Source: RefSeq, a predicted model, not a curated record
UCCCUCAACAUGUUGAAGUUUAAAGAAGAAUCUUUGGGGCUGGGAUUUCGGAGAAAAAUUGUAGCAAAUAAAAGCAGAAAGAUUGCUCCUCCCGCUCGCUAGUAUGGAUGUCGCCCCCCUGAAGAAUGGGAGCUGCAGGAAGAAACCCUCCAUUCACCUUAGUUGUCUCUUGAGUGAAGAGAUUCAGUUGAGAUGGAGAGCAACGUGUUCUCUGGAAACUGUACUGAUCCCCAGAUGUCCUUUCAGUCCACCCUGUAUGCAACCACUUACACCAUCAUAUUCGUGCCCGGGCUUCUGGCAAACAGCGCUGCCUUGUGGGUUUUAUGUCGCUUCAUCAGCAAGAAGAGCAAAGCUGUGAUUUUCAUGAUCAACUUGGCUGUGGCCGACCUGGCUCACGUUCUCUCCCUGCCACUGCGAAUGUAUUACUAUAUAAACCAUAUGUGGCCCUUUGGAAGUUUUCUUUGCCAGGCGUGUUUCUACCUGAAGUACCUCAACAUGUACGCGAGCAUUUGUUUCCUCACCUGCAUCAGCAUCCAGCGCUACCUCUUCCUGUACCACCCGUUCAAGGCCAAGGACUGGAAGCGGCGGUACGACGUGGCCAUCAGCGCCGCGGUGUGGCUGUUCGUCGGGGCGGCUUGCUUACCGCUGCCCAUCGUGAGGAGCCCAGCCUUAUCCAACACCACAAACACAUGCUUCUCAGACCUAGGUGUGAAGCAAAUGACACCAGGGGCCUCCAUCGCUUUGGUGACGGUUGCGGAGCUGUUUGGGUUUGUGAUCCCCUUGGGCAUCAUUGCCUGUUGCACGUGGAAGAUGAGGCAGUCCUUGCAGGACUGUCAAACACAGCUGCAAAACACCAGCGAGAAGCAGAAAGCUUUGCGAAUGCUCUUUAUGUGCGCCGCCGUGUUCUUCAUAUGCUUCACCCCGUACCAUAUCAACUUCCCCUUAUUUAUGAUGGUGAUAGAGAACGUCAUCAAAGACUGUGCCAUUCACAGGAGCACCCUCCGCUUUCACCCCAUCUCCCUCUGCCUCGCGAGCCUCAACUGCUGUCUGGAUCCCGUCCUCUACUACUUCAUGACAUCCGAGUUUCAAGAUCAAUUGCUGCGACACAGCUGCGCUGCCCUGAGGUCUCGGUUUGCACGCAAAGGGAGCAGCCUCUCUGCUAGGGACACCAGCAACGAUAUUCAUACGAAAAGGGGAAGUUUUCCACGUUUCAAAUUUUGGUCCCUUCCAAAGUUCUUUGGUCGAAUAAAUAGCAUGGAAAUUCCUCCGAUGCAACCAGAUGAGCUUUUGUUAGAGUCCAUCUCUUGAAAUACAAGGCAUUUCCCUCUUGGUAAGUGCUUGAAUGAAGAUUGCAUUAGGUCUCCAAAUACGCCUCGAAUUAUCUUUGUGUGCAAUAGGUGCAGGAGCGUGACACAGAAGGACAUUUGGCUGAAGACAUAUUUCACAGUUGCAUUGUUGCUAUUAGUGACUGUUUGACCUGCUGUGGUCUCUAUCAUUUAUUGUUAAAAUAUUUGAAACAGCCCUCACUAAAAUCAGUAUUUUUCCCAUGCUGAACUGCAGCCAGGUUUGGUUCCCUACAAUUCCUAUUGCUUCUGUGGAGUCCUGCAGGAAGGGGGAAUAUUUCUGAACCAGAAAAAAAGUGUACCUAUAUGUUUGUCAUUCUUGAAAAGCCUUUUGAACCCUGGCUUAUAGCCUGGCAGCUCUGCCCUCAACAGAGGUACCACCAGGAGGAAUUGCAGCGCUGCAGCUGCAUGCGCCCAAUUAAAAUUGCCCGUGCUGUGCUCUCGUUAGGCUCUAGGUCUGGACAAUUAAUUAUCUCCAUGUAAAACGAACCUCCUUCCACUGAAGACUCAACCUAGGCGAAACCACAGGACUGUAACAUUACCAGCAAAUACCAAGGCAGCAGCAUUAACCCAUAUCCACGUCAGCUAAGGGGAGUUUUCAGACACGCUGCGUUACCUCCGCUGAGUUGACUCUAUUGAAGAAAACCAGCUAGAUCCAAGCACGAGCGUCCUCGAGGCUGCUGCGAGCUAUGAGACGCCAAGUGGUUAUGGGGGAUGAAUACGUGAAGGACGCCUGUAACGGGACACGCCAAGGGCGAGGUGGGCAAGGGGACGCGGAGUCCUCCCCGCGGCACGCUUGCGCGCGGGAGCCGCCGCCGCGGAGCUCCCGUCCCCUGUUGUUACUGUGAGUCUUGUGUUACCUGGCACGUUGCUAAAGCCUCUGCUCAUAGAUUAAGAUGUUACACGAGCCUCUCGGUUUCGCCUUAAAGAGCAAAAGUGUUUCCAGCCAUUGCUGGUUACCAGAAGUUUACAGAGCUGAUCCAAGCGCCUCCUUAAGGCUUCAGACUCGGGAGGAAAUAAAAUCAUCCCAACACAUAUUUUGGCAUUGCAGAGAUUAUUUUAAGUGCGGUGACUUGCAAAUAACCUUCAUCCUCUCGGGGAGCUCCCACAGAUGCCGCAAAGGUGGAAAUCGCCUGUCGGGGCCCAGCCCUCGGGGCCCGGGGCAGAGCGCGGGAGACUCGGCGCAGUUCAACCU